AUGGAGGUGGAGGAGGAGGGAAAACGCUCUCCAAACUAUCGUGGGGAAGAGUGUGUCUCCGAGAUCCUCUUUGAUCGCGUAACUCUUGCGUUUCGCGACGAAACCGAACAUGAGCGGGACAGGCGUCUUCAACUGGCGGACACUGUCUUGAAGCAUCGAGCUGAGUUUGCCUUUGCUCAGCUUGAGAACGAGAGAGCUUUGACAUCUCUGCGUGACGAGUUAAGGGUAGCUCGUGUGGAUAUUGACCGGUCUCGGGAUGAGAUAACUGAUCUUCAGACCCUUGUUGAUAUCCACCGUCGGGAGCACAAGGCUCUCUGCGAGAUGCUUGAGCGCAAGGGCGUUCUUCAUCGGAAGAAACAUCGUAUUGAUGGUACGGCUUAA
Messenger RNA from Peronospora matthiolae, 381 nucleotides. NCBI's taxonomy places the organism in Eukaryota, Oomycota, Peronosporomycetes, Peronosporales, Peronosporaceae. The record is from the annotation of a GenBank genome assembly.